This is a messenger RNA of Eufriesea mexicana, 1745 nucleotides long. It is a transcript of the gene Lac, whose product is annotated as septate junction protein lachesin. The record is from RefSeq and is a predicted model, not a curated record. Gene Ontology annotation, cellular component: plasma membrane. Gene Ontology annotation, biological process: homophilic cell-cell adhesion. The transcript has 6 exons. Lineage: Eukaryota; Metazoa; Arthropoda; Insecta; Hymenoptera; Apidae. The coding region runs from base 251 to 1342 and encodes 363 amino acids.
UCGGACAACAGACACCUGUGAGCAUUACUGCCUUUCAUUAUUGUCCACUUGUGUUGUUUGACAACAGUAACGAUAUUUAAAUUAUCGUUAAUGUGGGUUGUUGCAUUGAGCAACAACCUGUUUCUAUAAAGUAUUGAAAAAACGAAGUGGAUACAUAUUAUCUUAUGUUUAGUGAAACAAGUGGAUUUAAUAUCGAUAAAAAAGGUGAUCAUUAUUCGGGCAUUGUAGGGGCAUUAUUGGGUGUGUCAUAAUGAAGACUUUUUAUACACUUUUGGCAUUCGCCCUUUUACAUACAGUUAAGGCUCAACGUACACCCACAAUAUCUUAUAUUUCUCAAGAGCAAAUUAAAGAUAUUGGUGAGACUGUAGAGUUUCGUUGCUCUGUUCAAUAUGCACCAGAAUUUCCAGUUGUAUGGUCAAAAAUUAAUAAAAAUAUUGCUAAUGACCCACUACCUCUUUCGCAUGGUAGCUCUUUAAUUGUAAGAGAUACUAGAUUUUCCCUUAGGUAUGAUGAAGCUCUAUCUACCUUCAUAUUACAGAUAAAAGAUAUUCAAGAGACUGAUGCUGGGUUUUAUCAGUGUAAAAUUUUGAUAUCUUUGAAUAAUUAUGUAUCUGCUAAUGUUGAACUACAAGUUCGUAGACCACCUAUUAUAAGUGAUAAUUCAACUAGAGCAUUGAUUGUUACUGAAGGACAGCCAGUGCAUCUUGAAUGUUAUGCUGGUGGUUUUCCUACACCUAGAAUUUCAUGGCGUAGAGAAAAUAAUGCUAUCUUACCAACUGGUGGAUCAAUUUAUCGUGGGAAUACAUUGAAAAUUCCUGUAAUUCGUAAGGAAGAUCGUGGAACAUAUUAUUGUGUAGCUGAAAAUGGAGUAGGACAUGGUGCUAGACGUAAUAUUAACGUUGAAGUUGAAUUUGCACCUGUGAUAACAGCACCUAGACCAAGACUUGGUCAAGCUUUACAAUAUGACAUGGAUUUAGAAUGUCAUGUCGAGGCUUAUCCACCACCAGGCAUUGUUUGGCUAAAAGACGAUAUUCCGCUAUCCAAUAAUCAACAUUAUAGCAUAUCAUAUUUUGCAACCGCGGAUCAAUAUACCGAUACAACGAUCAGGGUGAUUACAAUUGAAAAAAGACAAUAUGGCGAAUAUGUGUGCAGAGCCUCUAAUAAAUUAGGAACUGCAGAAACGAAAGUUGAAUUAUUUGAAACUACUGUCCCUGUGUGUCCACCAGCUUGUGGUCAAGUCCUUUAUUAUGGGGCUGGAGUAGUACCAGUUUCUUCAGGACCUUUGGUAGUCUUAGUUUUAUUUAUUACAGUUGUUAUGAGAAAUUUCUACGCCAAAUAUUAAUUAUCCUGGACUUCAGUGGGCAGCAGCAAGUCAAUACAGUUUAUCGAAAUGGUUGCUGAUUGUACUGUGGUUCACCAUACAUAAUAGAUAUUAGAAAGAUCAUUAAUAACUUUAGGGGCCUCAUUUGUUUUUAUCUCUUACUAGAUAAUUAUUUUUGUAGUUAUUUACAAACAAAAUUGAAUAAUUAUUAUCGAAUAUAUUAAAAGUUUUAGGGGCCAACGAUAUAAUACAUGUUGGCAAGGUAAAAAACUAACAUUCCAGAAAAAUACAUAGUGAUACAUAGUGAAAAAAGUAAUGAUAUUACCAAUAGUUCGAGAUAUAUAUGUAUAUUAUAUAGUCUCUUUUCAAAUAUCAGUGCAACUGAUAGACGCGAAAAAGUGAUUGAUAAUGUUAUGGAUAUAUA